Messenger RNA from Chaetomium globosum CBS 148.51, 612 nucleotides. RefSeq lists its product as uncharacterized. Lineage: Eukaryota; Fungi; Ascomycota; Sordariomycetes; Sordariales; Chaetomiaceae. The record is from RefSeq and is a predicted model, not a curated record. Bases 1 to 612 code for a protein of 203 amino acids. The transcript has 2 exons.
AUGCACAACUGCUGCAAACUUGGACAAUGCUUCUUGUUUUCGGUCUCGCGGCUCUCGCCUGGCGCAAAUAUCCGAUGGGAGCGCGGUCAACCAGUCGGCGAAAAGGCAUCUGCGAACUUUACACAGUCCUUGCGAGACGAGGCCGGCGUCGCUGCCGAGGCGCCCUCCAAGUUUGUUGCGCAGAUGGUUAGGCGGAAGCCAAGACGCGGUGCCGUGAAGCGGCGUCAGGAAAAGGGCCGUUUUCUCCAGCCACAUCUCUGGGCUUGCAUCCACGUCCCCGGCAUCCCACUGGCCGCUUCAAGGAACCCGUGCAAAGCUUGGGUGUCGCGUGCAGCCAAUAGCAGGUGCAUCCGACUCUCGGCCAUUGCCAAAAUCGGUGGAGCCGACCGGUGCAGGGCUCAAGGAGAGGGCAGCGGCAGCGGUCAGUGGUUGUUCACACAACCCCAAGGCUGUUCAAGACAGGUCGACUCAGCAGAAGCGGCUCACUGGCAGGCUGAAAGACGGCACCUGUCUCAAACGACGAUCAGUUCGACAGUGCUUGAUGACAGAGACACGGUUGUCAGGAGUGAUUCGCCGCCUGUAUCUCAGGGAUCGGCAUUGCUCUGCAGCUGA